AUGGCUGGACCUGGAGAUGAUCACUCUGCUCAGGAGACCACUGGGAUGACUCCAGAGGACUUUGCGAAGCAGGCCAGGGAAGCAACCCUCCGCAACGAAGCUCUAUUUUCCAAGAUCUCCCAGCAGCUGUCUGAGCAUGCAACACAACAAGCCGCACAUCUGGCCAAGCAGUCCGAGAAGAUUGAUCAACUGCAGUCCCAGAUCCAAGCCAAGACUGCUCCAAAGAGAUCUGAUCGCAUUGGGAAUCCUGAGGUGAAGAAGCACAUGGAGCCGUUGGAACAGGCACAGCAUGUCAUCUCUCAGGCGAAGUCUGUCUUCGAGGAUCAUCUGGAUGGAACUUCGCCCCUGUCUCAGCUCUCGGAAGAUCAAGUCGCUGCCCUCAAGAAUCAGUGCGAUGAAGGUGAGAGAGCCAUUUCUGACCGCAUGCAGUUUCUUGAGGACUGGGAUUCAGAGGGGCUGGAGAUUGCGUCUGAGAUGCUGCGUCUGAGGGAUGAGGCAUCCAAGGACCCCGCAGAACUGAACCUGGUUUCUCGUGCUCGGAAAUCCCUGGCUGAAAAACGCAAGGCUUCAGAGGAAGCAUCCAAACCUCCCAAGGAACACAAAACUCAACAGUACCAAAACCCUAGCAGAGGCAACUUCCAGAACAGAGGCCGCUCUCCCUCUCCGUCUCCGUGGUUCCAUCCUCCUCAGCCUAUCCUGAUGCCUGCUCCCCUGCCAGUUCUCCCACAGCCAAGCCCUGUCCCAUCUCCCAUCUACCAGAGCCAGUAUUUCCCUUCCAACCGCACCCCCUCUCCUGCUCCUGGCCUCCCCCCUCCUGCUAUUCCUGCCCCUGUUCCUCGCGCCCCAAGCCCCUCCAUGACUACCACUGAGGAGUCUUUGCACAAACUCGCCGACUUGACUGAUGCCGCCGAAUUUGAGGGGUUCCGCGAUCCGGCUAAGAACGCGGCUGCGAAGGAGUCCGCCCCCAAGCGCGAGCCCUACCUGCGUCACAGGCUCCGCCGUCAUGUCGAGUUCUGGCAGUCCUUCGUCACCUCUAGCUUUGUGAUGGGAAUUCUGCUGUCUGGCUAUAUGCUGCCUUGGUUAUCUGGCCCCCCAACUGAGCCUCACCGCUUUCCUAACCAUCCGUCAGCCUUCGAGCAUGCCAGCUUCGUCACGGAUGCCGUCAGCAGCCUCGCCGCGACCGGCACAAUUCAGCCUGUUUCCGACCCCCCCUUCCUAGUUAGUCCUCUAGGAGUCGUACCUAAGGCGGAAGACAAGCUGCGCCUCAUCUUGGAUCUUCGUUUUCUCAAUCAAUUUCUUCAAAUUACGAAAUUCAAGGACGAGUCGAUCAGGAUGAUCUCGGAGCUGUGCCUGCCCAAGGACCUCCUGUUCACCAUCGACCUCAAGGCGGGGUACCACCACAUCGACAUCUUCGAGCCGCACUGGAAGUACUUAGGCUUCCAGUGGCGGGGCCAGUAUUACGUUUUUACACAACUUCCUUUCGGUCUGGCGCCUGCGUGCUACGUUUUCACGAUGGUGAUGCGCCAACUCACCAAGUCCUGGCGCGCUCGCGGGUAUUGUCUAGUUCAUUACAUUGACGACUUCUUUUUUGCCUGCCGAAGCUCGGCCGAGUUUGCCCGCGUCCAGGCGUGCGUACUUGCAGAUCUUGCGGCUGCUGGCUUUGUGGUUUCUAAGGAGAAAUGCCAACUCAAGAGCAGCCACGUGGUGAAGUUUCUUGGUUUCGUAGUGGACACCCUGUUCGGUCAUUUUCGCCUGACAGCGCUGCAAAAGAGCAAGCUGCACUCCGCCAUCGAGGCGUGCUUCCGCAACCCCCGGUCCGUCCCUGCGAAAACCGUCGCUCGCGUUACAGGCCUGAUUACCUCCCUCUUGCUAGUUACAGGGCCUAUCUCGGGUCUCUUCUCGCGCUUCUUGCAUCGAGCCUUAGCUACUCGCUCUUCCUGGUACAGCAAAGUGCAGCUCGAUAGCGCAGCUUUAGGCGAGCUUCUUUUCUGGAAGGACCGGCUUCCUCGCUUUGAAAGCCGUGACAUCUGGCGUAAGCACUCCGUGCUUCGCGUUCUGUUUUACGACGCCGGCGGUCAAGGUUGGGGCGGGCAUUUGGAGAUUGGCUCUGAGCAGCACGAGGCGCACGGUUCCUGGGAGGCACACGAGGUGCAUGGCGUGGCUUCGUCCACGUGGCGGGAGCUGUCUGGUCUUCUCCGGUUGCUUCGCGCUUUUCGACCUCUCCUAAUCGAUUGCACAGUCAUCGCGCGCGGCGACGCGCUGAACGUCUUCUCUAUCCUGUCCAAGGGCGGUUCUGCUAAGGAGCAUUUGCAAUCAAUCUGCAUCGAGCUUUUUGCGUUCUGUUCCGGGCAGCGGAUCGAGCUUCGACCGGAAUGGCUGCCGAGAGAGGAGAACGCGCGCGCGGACUACUUGAGCAAAGUUCGUGAUGUUGACGACUUCGGGCUUUUUGCGGAGGCUUUUGCUUUUGUUUCAGCGCGUUUUGGUCCGUUUACGGUCGAUCGGUUCGCCAGCGAGCACAAUGCAAAGCUCCCUAGAUUCGACGCGUCUUACUGGUGUCCCGGCGCGGCGGCCGCGAACACUUUCAUCCAGGAUUGGGGUGGCGAAGAGAGAAACUAUUGUUUCCCUCCACCGAAUCUCGUCGCUCCGACGCUUCGGCACGCGCGCGCGUGCCGCGCGCGCAUGACGCUCAUUGUGCUCAGCUGGCGCUCUGCUCCGUGGUGGCCGCUCCUGUGCGGCAGCGUGGACUCCGGCCGGGGGUUCGCACCGUUCGUUCGGCAGCAGCUCUACUUUCCUGCGGGGCGCGAGGUCCUGGUCCCCGGUCGUGCGUUGCGUGACCGGUUCUUUGGGAAAGGCGUUCCCAUUUCCGACGUGUUCGCACUUGACAUCGACUUCCGCGCUCAGUCUAUCAAGUUCGUCGCUCAGUCCCACAUGGAGCUCUUCAUUCCGGACAGCAAAACCGACCAGUACCGCAGGGGCGAGACGAUUUACAUCGCUCGCUUGGGUGGUCCAUUCUGUCCCGUCAGCUUAGUCCAACGCUUGCUCGAGUGCACUUGCAGUGCACUGCUGCUCAUUCGCAAGUUCUCGUUUAUAGCAGAGAACCUGGAAUUCGAGUGUGGAGUCGGAGUCAGUGUGACGGUCCAGGGGUUCUGGCGGGGCGCCAAACGGGGCGCAGAGCGCCCCCGGGCAGAUCCUGGCGCCCCAGGGCGGCAGCCCGGGGCGCCAGAGCGCCCCGGCCCGAAGCCCCGAGGAACUAUCUGGCCUGGGCAGGGCGGCCGGCCGCGCCCCAGGGUCGCGGCUGGGCACCCCGGGCCGGAGCCCCGAGGCGCCAAAGCGCCUCCGGGCAAAAUCCUGCUAGAAGAGUAG
Klebsormidium nitens is the source of this 3363-nucleotide messenger RNA. The record is from the annotation of a GenBank genome assembly. Lineage: Eukaryota; Viridiplantae; Streptophyta; Klebsormidiophyceae; Klebsormidiales; Klebsormidiaceae.